GGCAACAACAUAGUUGCCUACGAGUGUUCGACAGAAUCGCACGUAUGUCGCGAGUAUCGGAAUAAAAUUCGUAAAUCUUUUAGUGCCAGUGUUUAACAUAUUUAUUUUUGUUUUUUAAAACACAACAUGGUUACUAUCGUACAAUAAGAUAAAUUGAUGUGAAGAAACAUGGAAAUCCUGUCGACAAUUGUGAGAUGAGCACAUUAAGAAAAUGAACAAAUAAUUAAAAUCAUACAUUAUGAGUCUAAACGUAUCUAAUGUUACUCGGAAUAUUACCCUCAUAGGGUCCGUAGAUCCUACUCUCGUGUUUGGACCUCAACGAGAUUCCUUGUAUAUAGUUCUACCAAUAACAAUAAUCUAUGCAAUGAUAUUUGUAACAGGGUUAAUAGGAAACAUUUUCACUUGUAUAGUAAUAGUACGUAACAAGAGCUUACGUACUGCAACAAAUUAUUACUUGUUCAGUCUAGCUAUAUCUGAUCUGCUUUUAUUAGUAAGCGGUAUGCCCCAAGAGGUUUAUUCAAUCUGGUCAAAAUGGCCAUAUAUAUUUGGCCAAUCGUUCUGUGUGAUUCGGGGCCUGGCCGCCGAAACUUCGACAAAUGCAAGUGUUUUAACAAUAACUCUUUUCACGACCGAGAGAUACAUGGCAAUUUGUCACCCCUUUGUAUCCCAUAAAAUGUCAAAGUUAUCGAGGGCUAUAAAACAUGUGAUUCUUUUAUGGAUAGCAUCCUUCAUAUUAGCGUUACCGCAAGCGCUACAAUUCGGUCUGCGGAAUCACCAGGGAGUCAUUAUGUGUCUUCAAACACGUGUGAUAAUUCCUCAUUCCUUUGAAAUUUCGACAUUUUUUUUCUUCUUCACUCCAAUGAUAGCUAUCACGGCUCUUUAUUCUCUGAUAGGUUAUAGAUUGAAAAGAUCUCAAGUCGAUAGAAAUAAACAUCAACAUCCGAAUUUAGUGAGACAUCUUGCUUCAAUAGACAAAGUACGGCAAAAAAAUCAUCAAUCAACCAGAAGGGUCAUUAAAAUGUUAGUUGCAGUUGUGGUCGCGUUCUUCGUGUGCUGGGCGCCUUUCCACGCGCAGAGACUUGUCGCUAUAUACGGCACUCGCGAAGACCAUCAUGCCAAGUCGCCAAUACUCCUCGCCAUCUAUUCAACACUCACAUACAUCUCUGGUGUAUUUUACUACAUGUCUACGUGCAUUAAUCCAAUAUUUUAUCACAUUAUGUCUAACAAAUUCAGGGACGCAUUUAAGAAUUCAAUGGCGCAUUGGUGUUGUGGCAGUAAAGACCUAUCCGGUAAUAAGCAAGAUUUUUACACCGCGAUACCUCUGUCUCAAAGAACGCUUUCCAAUGGCACUAAAAAUUCUGAUAAAUCUAAUGGCAACCGUUCAUCAAAGAGAAAAAGCUCCGAAACACCAGAUAAAGCGAAGAAUAUAUCAGAAAAUCACUAUUGUCAGAAUUGCCAUGGUCCUUUAAAAAGAACUGAGACUCCACAGUUAACGGAAUUAAAACUGAAAAAUGUCCAAGAAUUGUCCGUGAAAAUUAAUAUUUAAAAAAAAUUAAACAUAAAAAGAAAUUAAAUGUAACAUUGAAGAAAAUUAACAAAUGAUUUUAUAAUUUACUUGAUAUAACAUCGAUUAUAAACAGUUCAAUUGUUUUACAAUAAAAUUAUAAAGAAGGAAUGGUCAAACAAACCUCGGUAACGUUAAAUUAAAAAGGAAAUGUAAAUUAAAAAAAAAACAGGGAGUCUAAAAAAGUUUUAUAUAAAAGUUUGGAAUUAUUGUAACGAAUUAAAACAGGGUUGAUUACAAGUGGUGCACACAUCUGUGCAGUAUUGGACUGUUAGUAUUUACUUUUAGAAUUCGUAUAUAAAUAAACAAUUAUUUUCUUUUUAUAAAACAAAAAAGUCUAUUGACAACUUAAAUAUUAUACUUACGAAAAGAUUAAACUUAACAUAGCGAUAUACUCAUGUUGUAUCUCCCUAACCAAAGAGUUCAAUUGUAGUGACACUGGUCAUAAAGAAUAAAAAAUGACAAUAUCUAUAAUAUACACAUUAAACAAUUUGAAUGUCUGUAUGUAAUAUCAAAAAAGAUAUUUAGUACACAUAAUGUAUUUUCUUAGUAGAUAACGAAAAACCAAUUUUUAAACUUUUUGUCUGUAUAUGUCUGUCGCCAAGUCCGCGUUUUUCCGGUAGUGUUCUAAUAAAAGUGUCGCCGCUGUGGAGUUCUACAGUUAUAUAAAGGAAACCAUGAAAACGAAGUGGAGAGAUUAAUACAUUAUUAUGAAUGUAUGUGUGAUUAUUUUUAUUUGUAGUUGCUAACAAGAAAUAUAUGUAGAAAAAUUGUAAUAUUAUAUUAGGGUUUUCUGUACGAAAAUACAUAAAUAUAUGUACGUUUUAAUACUAUAAUGUUUGCUCAAUAGAAUUUCGUUAUAUUUUGUAAAUAGUAUAUAAUUUAAGUUUAAAAUGCACUUAUUUUAGCUAGUCUAUAGAUUAGUUAUAAAUAAAAUUAGGAAUAUUGUUGUUAGUUGAUCCAAAUUUCAAACUGUAAAUACUAAAUUCGCCUUGCCAAAACAUUCAGACUCUAUAAAAUGACAUAGUCUGUAGUCUGCAUUUACGUUAUUUUAUGUAUAAAUAUAGAUGCUUAAUUUUACGUUAUAAGUAAAUAUAUUUAAGCCUGUCUUACUUUUUUAAAACAGGAUAUGUUUUACCUUAUAUAUUGAUUGUAUAUUUUUUCUUUCUUUAUUAAACAAUUUCUGAGUAGCUCUGCUUGGCACAAUCGCUGUUUCUAUGUACUUACAAAAAGCGUAGAUAAUAAAUGUCGUUGAAGACAAUAUUAAAUGUCAAUUUAGUGUUAAUUAAUGUGACUUACUUGCGCCCUCUUCCGCGAAGCUUUCAGAAACCGGCCUUUAAAGAAAUAAAUGUGUAUCUCUUGUUACUCUAACAGA
This is a messenger RNA of Papilio xuthus (Asian swallowtail), 2939 nucleotides long. It is a transcript of the gene Dhr-1, whose product is annotated as diapause hormone receptor-1. Gene Ontology annotation, molecular function: neuromedin U receptor activity. Gene Ontology annotation, biological process: neuropeptide signaling pathway. NCBI's taxonomy places the organism in Eukaryota, Metazoa, Arthropoda, Insecta, Lepidoptera, Papilionidae. The record is from RefSeq and is a predicted model, not a curated record. Gene Ontology annotation, cellular component: plasma membrane. The transcript is spliced from 5 exons. Bases 239 to 1546 code for a protein of 435 amino acids.